UGGGUGCUACUCCAUUCGCCGCGCCGCUCCACCUCGGUUCUCUUCUCUGAUUCUCUCUACGCCUGCCUGACUGUCCGACACUUGGCAGUAGUAGAGUAAGCGAUUAACGUACGCAGGAGAUCUCGAGAUGAAUAUCACCGUGCACUCGUCCAAGGCCGUCAAGCCGGCGUACCCCGGCGGCGUCGCUCCGGCCGGCGAGCGCGCCGUGCCGCUGACGGUGCUGGACAAGGCCAACUUCGAUACCUACAUCUCCGUCAUCUACGCGUUCCGUCCGCCGGUCCCGGCCAACGCCGCGCUCGAGGACGGGCUCGCCCGGGUGCUUGUCGAGUACCGCGAGUGGGCGGGGCGGCUGGGCGUGGACGCCGAGGGCAACCGCGCCAUCCUCCUCAACGACGCCGGCGCGCGGUUCGUGGAGGCGACGGCGGACGUGACGCUCGACAGCGUCAUGCCGCUCAAGCCCACGCCCGAGGUGCUCAGCCUGCACCCCAGCGGCGACGGCGCCACGGAGCUCAUGCUCAUCCAGGUCACGCGCUUCGCGUGCGGGUCACUCGUCGUCGGCUUCACCACGCAGCACAUCGUCGCCGACGGCCGCGGCACAAACAACUUUUUUCUCGCGUGGAGCCAGGCCACCCGCGGCGCCGCCCUCGACCCGGUCCCAGUGCACGACCGCGAGUCCUUCUUCAGGCCCCACGACCCGCCGCUGGUGGAGUUCCAGCACCGAGGCGUCGAGUUCAAGCCCUACGAGAAGCACGUCGAUGAGAAGAUCCACGCCGGCGACGAGGACGAGGAGGAAGAGGUGGUGAUCCACAAGGUGCACUUCAGCCGGGAGUUCAUCUCCAAGCUCAAGGCCCAGGCGUCGGCGGGCCUGCCGCGGCCGUACAGCACGCUGCAGUGCGUGGUGGCGCACCUGUGGCGGUGCAUGACGACGGCGCGGGGCUUGGAGGAGGGCCAGAGCACCAGCGUGUGCAUCGCCGUGGACGGGCGGGCGCGGAUGAACCCGCAGGUGCCCGACGGCUACACCGGCAACGUGGUGCUGUGGGCGCGGCCAACCGCCACGGCCGGCGAGCUGGUGGCGCGGCCCCUGCAGCACGCGGUGGGGCUCAUCAACCGGGAGGUGGCGCGGAUCAACGACGCCUACUUCAAGUCGUUCAUCGACUUCGCCAGCUCCGGGGCGGUGGAGAAGGAGCGGCUCGUGGCGGCGGCCGACGCCGACGAGAUGGUGCUCAGCCCCAACAUCGAGGUCGACAGCUGGCUGCGGAUCCCGUUCUACGACCUCGACUUCGGCGGCGGCCGGCCCUUCUUCUUCAUGCCCAGCUACCUCCCUGUGGAGGGCCUGCUCAUCCUGCUGCCGUCCUUCGUCGGCGACGGCAGCGUCGACGCCUACGUCCCGCUCUUCAGCCGCGACAUGGACACGUUCAAGAACUGCUGCUACGCCAUGGACUAGGCGCCACGGCACUAGCUCGCCGUUGCUGUUUGUCGUAUUGGUUCGUUCGUUCAAUUGCCAAUGCUGAUUUCUUUUUUCUCUGAUGAUGAGACGAAUUGUCGAAGCUGUAUAAUUUGGCAGAGACUUCCUUAAAUAAACGAAGCUUCCAUAA
Messenger RNA from Setaria italica (foxtail millet), 1595 nucleotides. Its product is annotated as agmatine coumaroyltransferase-2. Bases 128 to 1444 code for a protein of 438 amino acids. The transcript has a single exon. Lineage: Eukaryota; Viridiplantae; Streptophyta; Magnoliopsida; Poales; Poaceae. Gene Ontology annotation, molecular function: acyltransferase activity, transferring groups other than amino-acyl groups. The record is from RefSeq and is a predicted model, not a curated record.